Neodiprion fabricii is the source of this 5175-nucleotide messenger RNA. RefSeq names its product collagen alpha chain CG42342. NCBI's taxonomy places the organism in Eukaryota, Metazoa, Arthropoda, Insecta, Hymenoptera, Diprionidae. The transcript is spliced from 27 exons. The coding region runs from base 929 to 3121 and encodes 730 amino acids. The record is from RefSeq and is a predicted model, not a curated record.
GCGCAGCGAACUUCGCCGAGGCUUUAUGGGGGUUCAGCAUCGCGCCCAUUCUCAGCACCGUAUUCUCGCUACUGUCAGUAAAGACUCGCGUCGAGUUUCCACGUGCAGCGCCGCGGAGGAUAGUGCCCGCGAUAAAUUAAAUAAAUUAAAGAAGAAAAACGGUACAAGUUUUUAAACCUCCCAACAAUAAAAUUUCAAUAAACUCAGUGUUUCCGGAAGCUAAGAAAAAUGCACACCGUUCAUUCGUCGGAGGGUUCGAAUCGUCGCGUCAAAUUGGCGCCCUGUUAACCCCGUAUUUAUUAACCGAUCCAUUUGAUCUAAUUAUAACGUUGCGUCGUUGUAUUUUUUUAUUUUUCUCUUCAAUUUUUUUAGUUCGUUGUUUGUUGUUUUUUCUUUUUCUCUUCUUCCUGCUGUUGUUUUCUCUCUGGUUCGAUUUUCCCUAUUAUUUUUCUACAUCGUCGAUUUUUUUUUUCCCCCUCAGGGACAGGUGUGAACGGUGAUUAUACAAAUCGGGUUGGGAUAAUUGAUUAUUUAAUCAUUGUGACGAUCGGUUAUCGAGUGUGAAACACAGUGACGAACGAGUAUGGAUAUUAAACAAACGCAAUUCCGUAAUCCUGACAAGUAAUUGAAACAGCUAAUAACGAUAAAUUAAUACUAAAUAAAAAGUCUCGUACGUCGUACAUAUAACAGUCGUUACGCAUAAAUGCGGUGAUUUUUUUUCCGUUCUCAAGCACGUUCGAAUUUGAAGAGGGUGAGAGUCGAGGGGUCGUAUUUAACCGCGAGAAUUAACGGGAGGUUUGAAUAAAUUGAAUAGAUAGCGGAGGAUAAAUUUAAAUAAAAAAAAAAAAGAAAAAAAGCAAAAAAGAAAAAACACCGUUUUUCAUGACAAGUUUCGGUGAGUAGCAUUCGUAGCUCAGGUGUCGGUAAAAUGGAGUCGGACAUAAACUGGUCACGGAAAGGGCUCGAGCAGCAGGAAGCUGCAGCGGUGCCGAAGAAGUUCCGGAAGGGUAUGAUGACCGGAAGCGGGACUGAGAGCAAUGGAUUUACGUGGGCUAUGUGCGCGCUGUGUCUCGCGAGUAUCGCUAUUUCCGGCGUUUUGGCCUUCCGCGAGUUCCGGCUUGAGGCAAGGAUCGCCAAUUUGGAGGCGCGCUGCGCGUCUCAACAGCUGCACCAGGAAUCGCCGGAAGUUUUGAUCCGGAGGCUGCAUCGCGAGAUUCGAACCCAGGUCGAAUCUCGUCUGGUACAACCGGAGCCACCCGUCUUCAGGGUCAGACGCGAAGUCACCGAGAACUGCAAUUGUCCGGCAGGUCCGCCAGGUCCUCCGGGACCUCCGGGUAAGCGAGGGAAAAAGGGAAAGAAAGGUGACUCGGGGGAUGCAGGUGCGCCGGGAGUGACAGGACCGCCGGGCAAGAAUGGUUUUCCGGGGAGCAAAGGCGACAAAGGAAACCGUGGCGAUACGGGUCCCAUUGGACUGGAUGGGCCGAAAGGAGAUCCGGGCAGACCUGGUGACAAGGGGCAGAAGGGAGACCUUGGCAAUCCUGGCUUCGACGUCUUCUCGGCUGUAAAGGUGAAUGCACAGGGAUUGGGGUUAAAGAGAUCGGUGACGACGCUACGCGGAGGAACUCUUGGCUAUGCAGAAAUCGUCGCCCUGAAGGGACUUCAAGAUCGAGGGAUUAAUAUCUCGGCGGAGACCGUCAUUCAGCUGAAAGGUGAGCCGGGUGAACCAGGACCACCAGGACCUCCGGGUCCUCCGGGAUCGGAAGGAGUUCCAGGACACGAUGGACGGCAAGGAGUACCGGGCGAAGUUGGUCCUCCGGGUGAAAAGGGCGCGCAAGGACCCAUAGGUCCCAUCGGUCCCACAGGCCCACCAGGAGUUUCCGGACCAAAGGGCGACAGAGGCGACAAGGGCGAUCGGGGAUUAACGACGAAGCUAAACGGCGAUGAGUUCCCAACGGGCAUCAUCGAGGGUCCACCUGGCCCUCCCGGACCUCCCGGGGCCCAAGGCGAGAAGGGAGAAUUGGGCCCGACCGGGCCCCCCGGUCUACCCGGCGAGAAAGGCCCCCGUGGGAAACGCGGCAAGCGGGGUUUCAAGGGCGGUAAACCGGAGGUGAUUGAACGGGGUUUACCCGGCGAACCGGGACUGCCGGGACCGAAGGGCGAGAGGGGAGAACGCGGAUACCGCGGCGAGAAGGGUGUCAAGGGCGAGACUGCCGCGCCAGGCUCGAAGGGCGAUCUUGGACCUCAGGGUCCUCCGGGAGGUGACGGACUUAACGGCGAGGCUGGAAUCCAAGGACCUCCAGGAAUGCCGGGACUUUCUGGGCCGAAGGGUGAAAAGGGUGAAUACGGUGACAUUGGGCCGCCGGGUCUUAUGGGUCCUCCUGGGUUGCCUGGACCGCCGGGCUACCCGGGUCAGAAAGGUGAGAAGGGAGAAAAGGGAGAAUCGAAGUACAAAAAAUUGAGAAGAAGACAGGGUGACGGCACCUUCGAAGUUAACGCCGGCGAAGUGAUAAUGGGCCCACCUGGGCCUCCUGGGCCAGCUGGAGUUCCCGGACUUCAGGGUCCACCUGGAAUAAAGGGAGACCGAGGUCACGACGGUGCAAAGGGUGACCCUGGCGAAAAAGGAACGAAGGGUGACCCUGGCCCAAUGGGACUGCCUGGUCCCAUGGGAUUGAGAGGAGAGUCUGGAAGACCAGGAGACACCGGUAAACCUGGCAACAUGGGGCCGGCAGGAUUAGACGGCAUGAAGGGUGCUCAAGGCGAACCUGGAACGAAGGGAGAACGUGGAGACCCAGGACUGCCUGGAACAGACGGGAUUCCAGGUACCGAGGGACCAAAAGGUGAUAAAGGCACCACGGGCCAGGCUGGUCCGCCAGGUAAGCGAGGAAGAAAAGGCGACAAGGGUGACAAAGGAGACCAAGGUGUUCCUGGACUAGAUGCCCCGUGUCCUUUGGGAGCCGAUGGACUUCCGCUUCCUGGAUGCGGCUGGAGACCACCCAAGGAAAUGAUGAGUACGCCAGGACCCGCGCCUGACGGUCCUGAACCAGCGGAAACGGAUUACGAGGAACCGGAAGAAGAAUACGACGAUUACCCAGACCAAAACGGAAAUAUGGCAGAGAAAUAAAUGCUCAUCACGUGACUCACAUUCCUCCCAAAACUAACGUGACCUGAGAUGGAGAUCCCGAAGGCUUCACGCGAUCCUGGAUUCUUCUUCAAGAAUAUGAACCAGACGAGGAAGAGAACGCCAGGAUAUGAUCAUUUCUACGAAUAAGAAGAAAUUUUUCUUUUUCUCCCUGUCUCUCUCUCUCUAUCUCUCUUUCUCUCUCUCGCUCUCUUUCUCUCUCAUCAAUAAACGCGCAUCAUAAUUCAACAAUAACGAAUUACACGUAUCCUAUAAUAAUUAUUAUUCCAUUUCUUUCACUUCUUCUAUUAUAUUUCUUUCUUUACUCUUUCACAACGUAUAUAUGUUAAAAAAAAUAAUCAAGUCAAUAUUUAAUUAUUAAAAAAACAUCCUAUUCAUAAGUGUUGUAAAUAAAUGUACUUACAGUGUCUAAUAGCAGCGCCAACUAUGCGUGUACAUAAUGAUAAUAAUAGUUAUUGUAACAUAACAAUCGUAACGCCGAUGAGAAUAGCAACAUUGAAUUAUGAUGGUAAUUAUAAUAACAGUAUAUAAAGUUAUUCGUUGAAGAACGUACCUUGUAAUUAAAUGCAUUCGUUUCGAUGAAUUUGAAUGAUUAUUAAAUCGAAAGGGCUUUAACCAGCUUAUGCCCACGUUUGGAAACUCGUUUGCAUAGAAGAUGCUGAAUUGACAAUGAAAAUAAUUUAUUACAAUAAUUAUUAAUUUUUUUCCAAUUAAUCAUUGUACUCGUGUACAGUUUUUCAAGAAAUAUUCUUACGUACGUAGUUAAAACACUACAUUAUAACUUGUAUAAUUAGGAAGUAGGAACAAUUAAACGUACAUUGAAAUAUACACAUAUAUAUAUUUAUAUUACGUAUCUAAUUUAUAAACGACGGAAUUUUCAAUUAUCAUUGUAUCGUGUAUAGGUAAAACUAUCAUUAUUAUAUAACAUCAUACACUUAUUCCGAUUAAUUAACAAUGCUAAGAGAAAAGUAGUAUAAUUAUUUACUUUCAUAUUGACACAAAAAGAGAAAAUUACGCAACGUCGGACGAACUUCGGUGAAUAAAGAUAGCGUAACAAGCGUCAGCAAAUUUCAUCGGUAAUUUUAUCAUUGUGGCAAGUAAUAUUUUUUACACGAUUAAAUUGUUAUAACGUUAUGUAACGAUAAUCUCUAACUUUACCAUUUAUCACUGCGGAAUGCAGAUAACGUUAGUUUUAAGACUUUUAGGGAAAAUAUUCCUUGUACACAUGUCAAUAUUAACAUUAUAUAUAUAUAUUAUAUAUAUAUAAUAUAUAUAAUAUAUAUAUAUAUACAUGUCUAAUAUAUAUCUCUAUGCAUAUAGGUAUAAUGUUGUUAUAACAUAUAUACUCUGUAUACAAAUAACCGAUUUUCCAUGUAUGAUAUAUACCUGUCUACGCUUACGCCGUUUCGACAGUUUUCACUGCGUUAUUAUUCAGUGAAUCGCGUUGUAUCGAUAAAAAGUUUAUCUCACGAUGUGCAGCAAUCAUCUCUGGUUAAGAGGGCACUGAAUAUAGGAUCAGAGUAUCUCGUGGUAUGACGCUGUCAUAUUUUGCUAAGCUAGAUAUUUUUUAACGCGUUAUUUUGAUGGAUAAAAGCGACCUCUUAAUUAUUUACGUAAUCCUCGUUCGAUGCAUGCACAUUUAAUCUCGAACAUAUCAAACAACCUCACUUUCAUCUUGAUUUUUGUAAUAUUAAUUCGAAAGAACUGAUCUGGUGUAUAAAUCAAAUAUAUUGUUAAAAUAAUCUUCAUUUCACGCGUGUUACGUAAUGCGUAAAGUAAAUAUGAAGCAAAAAGUGGACGAGAAAAUAGCUGAAAAUAACGAAUCUGUUUGUAAAAUUCCAUUAAUCUAGAUUCUAGACCAUUCCAAAUUCUUGAUAUCUGAAACGCGCGUCAUUGAUCUCUGCCUUAACUCAGCGAACCAUCAACCAGGUCAUUUCCAUCGGGAAAGAUUAUCAGUCUGUGACCGAAGUGUCCGCAGUAUAUUUAAAUCUGUCACAUACAUAAUUCAAUAUAUUAUAAUUUUAAACGCAAAUUUU